Portunus trituberculatus (swimming crab) is the source of this 5152-nucleotide messenger RNA. Its product is annotated as armadillo-like helical domain-containing protein 3. The record is from RefSeq and is a predicted model, not a curated record. Bases 317 to 2365 code for a protein of 682 amino acids. The transcript has 16 exons. Gene Ontology annotation, cellular component: cytosol. NCBI's taxonomy places the organism in Eukaryota, Metazoa, Arthropoda, Malacostraca, Decapoda, Portunidae. Gene Ontology annotation, biological process: regulation of Golgi organization.
GGGAUGAGGAAGGGAGGGUUAGGAGGAGCAGAGAAACGUUAGUUGAGUGGUGUCUGGGUGGAAGGACGCUGCGAGUGAGUGACGGAGAUGGGGAGACGAGAUGAGGAGGCGGUGAGGAGGAACAGAGAAGAGGGAGAGGAGAUAAAGAGACUGAGAGACUGAGGCUGACUAAGGCGGAGUUUGGACACGUGAUCAUGAAAUCCUGACGUCACAAUGAAUUACCUGCGUCUUAUUUCCUGCUGCAGCUUCACCAGGUGACGCUCUCCACCCGACUCGGCAGGCAGUGGAGAAGGAGAUCCAGGGAAAAUAGGAGACGAUGGGGAGUAAAUUAAAGCCGGGAGGUGUUCGAAGGCACCUAAAGGAGAAGGUGGUGCAGAUGUACGAGGAUCUCUUCCAUGGCGUGGACCCAUGUAUCAACAACCCACGCUUCUGGGAGGACCUGUUUCUGCUGAAGCCCAAAAUGUCAGCCCUGGAGGGAGAGAUCAGCCGGUGCACUUCAGAUCAGCUGGUGGGACUCAAGGACAACAUCAACACUCUGUUUGCCAAGUGUGUGCAGACGCUGGCCCACGAACACAACAUUCGGGUGGUGAACGCCCUCCUGACGCUGUGCAGCUUGGUGCGUGGCCUGUACCGUAAGAUGCAGGGUGACUACGGCUUUGACUUCAUCAACAUCCUCAUCGGUUUUGAUGCAGCAGAGGAACAAAUGCAGCUACUUUUAAAUCAUUGUUCAAAUUUCCUCACUGGCGAGUACUGUGACAGCCUCAAGUCCCUCAGCCUAAAGUUCCUGCUGGUGCUGGCCACUGGUACAGACAACAUCAGCCAGAACACAGUGCUGGAGUACCUCACCAUCAACUGUAACUUUGAUGCAGUGAUCCAGCUGCUGAGUCACUCUAGCACUAGGAGCCAGCAUGGCCCUGAGGCAGUGCUGUACCUCAUGCUGAUGGUCAACUACCGCAAGCACGAAAUGACCAACCCGUACACCGUCAACAUCUCGCUGCUGGACGACGAACUCAUUCUCAACGGCUACGGACAGGUGAUCACCGCUUCCCUCGCUGACUUCAACCACAAGUACUCGGCACAUUUCAUGGAGCCUCAUGGGUCGGGCUGGUUUGCGUCCCUCACCUCCAUGGUCGGCUCCAUGUUUCUGUCGGAGGAGAUGGCCACUCGUAACGAACAUAUCAAGGCCAACGACUCUUUCCUUCUGGCAUUGUACGAGGCUGUCCAUCUAAACCGAAACUUCAUCACUGCCCUCACCACCGCUACUGACCCCUCCACCCCUCCCUCCCCGGCCAACACUCUGGAGCGAGGAAGCACCCCGCCAGCCCCAGACUCCACUGAGACACCCAGCCCCGCUACUCCUGUGGAAAUUGAGACUUGUGUUCAGCCCACUAACCUCCUUGUCACUUUCCUGGAGUAUUGCUCCAUCGUGAUGCAGGACACCAAGACAGAAGAGAGUCUGAGCAAUGUCAAGCUUUGUUUCAUCAUCAUCACCUGCAUCGCUGAGGACCAGUACUGCAACCUGCUGCUGCACGAUGCCAACCUAGUGUUCACCGUGCCCCUCCACCGCCUACCCAUGAGGCACCGCAAGGUGGUGCCGGAGAGGACCACUCAUGCCCGCCCUCUGGCCUGUGCUGUGCUGGAUGUGAUGGUGGAAUUCAUGAUGUCACACAUGAUGAAGAAGCUUCCCAUCGAGUUGUUCCUCCUCAACGUCGGCAUCACACACCGCCUGCUGUGCUACCAGAAGAGGAACUCGGUGCGGCUUCCGUACAACUGGAAGGACUUGUGGGCUGCCCUCAUAGCACUGGCAAAGUUCCUGGUCACCAACGAGGCGUAUCUGGCAAAGAAGAUGAACAUUUUCCAAUUAGCUAAUCAAGUCAUGAAUAUCUUCAACUUGUUCAUCACCUAUGGAGACACUUUCCUGUCCACACCCUCAAGCUACGAUGAACUCUACUAUGAGAUCAUGCGCAUGCAUCAGGUCUUUGAAAACAUGUACUUAAUGAGCCUGAGGUACUCCAGAACAGAUGGUGACUACAAGGAGAGUGCACAGAAACUGACAAACUCCCUGGGCAACAUCAGGUCAAUCAUCAAUCACUUCACUCCUAAGCUGGAGAAGUGGAGUCAGGAGCACAGCAUCUCCACCCUCACAGAAGAACAGGUCCUUGAGGUGGUGCGGAACAACUAUGACAGCCUGACCCUCAAGCUGCACGACAGUCUGGACCAGUAUGAGAAGUAUGCCGAGAAGCCCCAGCAUGCCAACUUCUUUGCAAACAUGGUGAGAAGCAUCCUCAGCGACACAAGGCAGAGCAUAGACUUCAGUGCGUUUGAGAACCUCUCCAUCCUUCAGGAGCUGAGUACAUCCACGUGAGGGAAGGUCCUCAGGAAGGUCUGCCAGCUUUUUCUUGCCACAUGCAGGUUAUUACCCUGGACAGGGGAACAUUAUGAACAUUAAUGAGUGCAUUGUAUGUUGUGGAUCAAUUCUGUGGUCUUGUGUGUCAUGUGUAGAUGGAAGUUGCUCAAAGGAUAGUAGGUGUGGUUUGAUUAGUAUACUGUGGUGUGACAUUAGGUGGAAACUAUAUUUUCUGAUCUAUGAAAGUAAUACCUAUGUCUCCACUCUCAUGGCCUGAUAACUUAUAACUAUACAUAAACUGUGCUUUCAUAUUAAAUUUGUACGGUAUUUACUGUUUGUAAUGGGUAAACCAAAUCUAAUUUUAUGAAGUGAGUAGUUAGAUGAUCAACAGGUGUAUAGAGUAUCAGUAGUAGCUAGAGUGGCCUGCACACUUACCUGAUACACAAGUCAACCUGAGUUCAGUCCUGUCUCUCUGGGAUGGCAGCAUUCCAAAGCUCCUGGUAAAAUGGCAGCAAGUAGGUACAGAACCUGGAAGCCAAAUGUAAUGAAUGGAUCAGGUGUUCCAGGCAACACCCACAGACUCCCAUGCAAAUGCUAGACACUGAACUUUACAUCACAAUCACCUUUACCUUUUCCACACAUACACAGCCUUCCCCAGUCUGUCCAAAGGAAGUGUAAGGAUCUGCACUUUCUAUUCACUAAUGAAGAGGACAUCCUUCAUCAUACUAUAAUGAACUAUAAAUUAUUUGUUUUGGGCAUUCAUAGCCAAUACUUCAGAAUGUUUCAGACAGGUUUACAUGAACUUGAACUGCGAGUUGUUUUAUGGCAGUUUUUUUUAGCAAGUUGUGAUAAAGAAGUGACAUGGACUGUCCUUCUCCGUGAGGUAGGAUGUGACGUCUCAUUGUGGUGUGUCCUUCACUGCUGAGGAUUCAUGUGAGCCAGAUCUCAGUGAUGUAUGUGAUUUCUAGUUGGACUAAUUAUGAAAUUAUAUCCAAAGAUGUAAUUUAUUUUGGAUUUUCUGCUGUGGUUUAAUUACCAGAAUCGUUACAUUUAAUAUCUGGAAAACUUAAUGCUAAUACAAAAAGGCAUAUUCUUCUCAUAUUACUCUGAAGCACCACAGAGAAAAGAAAAUCACUAAAUAACCAAUAUGAAGCACCAUCAGUGUAAAUAAUCAAUACAAAAUACCAUCAAUCUCCACACUGUAUUAAGUGCUGCAUCAUUCUUACUGUAGCACUCGCCUCCACCACAACAGUUAGGAGAAUCAUGAAAACCUGAAUAUGAGAGGGAAAGGCAGGGCCAGGCAGGGCACUGAACACCUGUCAUGACAUUAAAAAAAAUCCUGACAGUGUUGCCCAUCAGACCAGUGAAUCUUAAUCAGCCACAGUGCCAAGUGUUCUUACCAAACCUGCAAGGAAUCCAUACACUGGUGGGAAUCUGGCAUUAGUGAAUCCACACCAUAAAGUCAGAUGGAGAAAGUUUAUGCGAGUCUUGCAUGAUAAAAGCAAUGAUGAUUUUUUUUUGCUUCCUAAACUUAAGUUGCUUCUCAUUGUUCCUGUCACGACCAUCCAUGCUUAGCUCAUGUGAUUACACCUCACAUCAUCGCCAUUCAUCAGUAGUAUGUAUGUACCACGUCAUCACCAUCCCUCUAUAAGCAUCACUAGUCCCAUCACCAUUGUCACCUCACCACCAUCAUCAUUCCUCCUCUGAAAGUUUUUAGUCAUGUUUAGGAAAUACUUUCAGGGUAAAGAUGCCAAAAGAAUCUGGCUUCAUUCAUUCCUUACAAAUCUUCUCGCCCGUGUCCUCAAUUUCUAAGGUAUGCAUAUCAUUCCCUCACCAAUACAUCCCUUGUUGCUGUAAUUUAGCUAUGGCUCCUCCUCACGGUUUAUUUAAUGCACUCGUCUUAAAUUUUCAAGCACUGUGUGAAUUUUAAUACUUGAUUGUAAUCCAUUUUACUUUUGUUUUAUUCCUAUAGUGAGGCAAGAUUAGUUAUGUCAUGUCUUGGAUAUCCCAGUAUGAUACAUUAUUAUUUUUAUUUUUAUUAUUAUUAUUAUUAUUAUUAUUAUUAUUACAUCCUUUAACCUGCAGUUCUGUACUCUUUUUGAGGUGAAUGAAGGUCUGAGGGUCUUAAUAAUUGCAGGUUGGUUGCAUGUUGUUUACAUUAGAGCCGAAUCCUUAUCAGCCAUAUGAGGUACACUUGUUAUUAUUAUUAUUAUGAUUGUUAUUAUUGUUAUUACUUAAGCUAUUGUUUUAAAGCUUUGCCGUGCGUGGCGAGGCAGUGUUGUCAGCCAUUCUUAGCAGCAUCAGUGUGUUCAUAACAUUCUGCCGGCUGUGUAUCCUCGUGUCUAAGAGGAAGCCAUUACAUAACUAUUACUAACAUUUAGUAGAGAUCCUUAGUAUUAUCUUCCUGUACAUAUUUUCUUCGUUAUCUAUUACACAAACCUUGAUGUGUAUGAAAAAAUCUUGCUGUUAACAAGAUUAUUUCCUUGUUAAGGAAGAAAUUCUUUUUGUUAUACACAGUCAUCAGCCUCCAACUCUCCUCAUCAACAAGAGUUACUGGUGCAUUUGUCUGUCUUAUUAUAAGUAAAACUGGUAGGAAUCAUUAUUACCUUAAGAAUCAUUUGUGUUUCUGACAUUUAGGUACAAAGGAAUUGCCGAUGUAAAAUUACAAGCAAAUAUAUUUUUGGUAGCUUAUUUCAUACUUGGCUUCUUUUUAAUUUCCAUUUUGAUUACCAAAGUCUCAGCAGUGAUAAGAGAGUUGGCAGGCUUACCUUAUGUACAUCAAAACCAAUAAACUGAUAAAUCAAA